AUGGCGCAACUUGUUUCGAUUUGCUUUGCACUCUUUAUAAUGUUAAUUGCCACCACGGCCUCCAACGUCGAGAUGGUUUCAUCUCCAAUGAAUGAUGUCCGAAGAAUUCAAUUGGAGAGCGAAUUGAGCAAUGGAAUCAGCUUAUUGCGAGAAAUCCUCGAAAAGUCACCAAAUGGCCAACUUCAAGAUUUGGAACGACUUUCUGCCCCACUUCGUACAAAACGCUGCCGUUGGAAGUUGUGCGGAACCGGACGUCGUUUUAGAUAUCUCUAG
Messenger RNA from Caenorhabditis bovis, 273 nucleotides. Lineage: Eukaryota; Metazoa; Nematoda; Chromadorea; Rhabditida; Rhabditidae. The record is from the annotation of a GenBank genome assembly.